Arabidopsis arenosa is the source of this 2747-nucleotide messenger RNA. The record is from the annotation of a GenBank genome assembly. Lineage: Eukaryota; Viridiplantae; Streptophyta; Magnoliopsida; Brassicales; Brassicaceae.
AGUGACAGAUCUCGUCUUUCUUCUCCAAUUCGUCUCUCUUCUUCUCCGGUUAAUCUCAUCUCUCGUCGGAGAUUUCGGUAUGAGCACACCUGCAACUUCCGGUUCAGCGGCGAAACCGACGAGACCAGCAAGGUCGUCGAGUUUAGCAACUAGGUCAUCUUCCAAUUCCGGUUCCCUCACUUCAUUCCAAGCAAUGGUGGAGUUGAAGCAAAAGAUCCUUACCUCAAUCUCUAAGCUCGCCGAUCGAGAUACAUACCAGAUCGCCGCCGAAGAUCUCGAAAAAACUAUUCAAUCUCUCACUCCCGAAACCCUACCGAUGUUUCUUAAUUGUCUCUACGAUUCGUGCUCCGAUCCGAAACCUGCAGUGAAGAAGGAGUGUCUUCAUCUUCUCUCUUGCGUUUGUAGUCUCCAUUGCGAUUCGACGGCUGCGCAUCUCACUAAAAUCAUCGCUCAGAUAGUUAAACGGUUGAAGGAUUCUGAUUCUGGAGUUAGGGAUGCUUGUAGAGAUACGAUUGGUGCUUUGUCAGGGAUUUAUCUCAAGGGAAAAGAAGAGGGGACUAAUACUGGUUCUGCCUCAUUAGCGGUGGGUUUGUUUGUUAAGCCAUUGUUUGAGGCAAUGGGAGAGCAGAACAAAGUGGUACAAUCUGGAGCUGCAAUGUGUAUGGCUAGGAUGGUUGAAUCAGCAGCUAGUCCUCCAAUUACUUCUUUUCAAAAGCUUUGCCCUAGAAUUUGCAAGCUAUUGAGCAAUUCUAGUUUCCUUGCUAAGGCUUCUCUUUUGCCAGUUGUUUCAAGUCUCUCCCAGGUGGGAGCCAUUGCACCUCAGAGCUUGGAGUCAUUGCUAGAAAGUAUCCAUGAUUGCCUUGGAAGUACAGAUUGGGUAACACGAAAGGCUGCGGCUGAGACCCUGACUGCAUUGGCAUCACAUUCAAGCAGUUUAAUUAAGGAAAAAAACGAUUCCACCAUUACCGUGCUUGAGACCUGCCGGUUUGACAAGAUUAAACCUGUCAGGGAAAGUGUGACAGAGGCGCUGCAGUUAUGGAAGAAGAUUUCUGGAAAAUAUGUCGAUGGUGCUUCAGAUGAGUCAAAGCUUUCAGCUAGUGAGCAGCUUGGAUCAGAGAAGAACGGGGAGAAAAGGUCUAAUCUAGCUGAUCUAAUGAAAAAGGAGACACCCGAUGGUUCCACUCUCUCACCAGACUCUGCUUCUAAAGGAAAAGGAUGUCUUCCUGAAAAAGGAGUAGGACUGUUGAAGAAGAAAGCACCUGUCCUAAGUGAUAAAGAUUUUAAUCCUGAGUUUUUCCAAAGACUAGAAAGAAGGCAAUCCGUGGAAGUAGUAGUUCCUCGUAGAUGUAAAAACAAUGAUGAGGAAGAAUCAGGACUCGAUGAUCUCAAUGCCAUGGGAUCUUCAAAUCGCCUCAAGAACACCCAAGCAGAUGAUAAACAGGUAAAAGGUAGGUUUGAUGGGAACGGAUCACAAGCAGGGACAUCUGGUGAUGAUAAAGCUGGUGUUGUAAACGGAAAAGAGACACCUGGACAUCACGCUCCUGUCUCCAAUACUGAUAACCAAUCUGAAGGAUCCUUCACAAGUAAUAGAGGAAAUUGGUCAGCCAUCCAGAGGCAGUUGUUGCAGCUAGAGAGACAACAAACAAAUCUUAUGAACAUGCUCCAAGAGUUUAUUGGUGGCUCACAUGACAGUAUGGUGACCUUGGAGGGCAGGGUAAGGGGUUUAGAGAGGAUUGUUGAAGACAUGGCAAGAGAUCUUUCAAUAUCAUCAGGUCGUAGGGCUAAUCUCACAGCUGGGUUUGGCAAAUAUAAUAGCUUUGCUAACUAUCCAACUGGAAAGUAUAAUGGUCGAGCUCCAGGGGAAAGAGGUUCACAACCAGAUGGAGCUAUGAGGGGGAGAAUGUGGAAUUCUGACAUGGCGGAUGACUGGUUCAUACCUCCACAUGCUGCUUCCAGAAACGGACAAGCCGGGCCAAGAAGAUCACCUCGGUCAGAACAAUAUGAGAAUGAGCACAUGGGUAAUGGCAGGAGAGGGUGGGAUAAUAAAGCAUCUGGAACUAUUAGAUUUGGUGAAGGCCCUUCAGCAAGAAGUGUGUGGCAAGCAUCAAAGGAUGAAGCUACACUUGAAGCUAUUAGAGUAGCCGGCGAGGAUGGUGCAGUCCCUCGUCCAACCCGAGUGGCUGUUGCCCCUGAAGCUGAAGCCAUGGGAGAUGAUGAAAACGAAGGGCAGGAACGUGACCCGAUAUGGGCUUCAUGGAGUAAUGCAAUGCACUCACUCCGUGUUGGUGACAUUGAUGCUGCUUACGCAGAAGUCCUCUGUGCCGGUGACCAGCACUUGAUCAUCAAGCUGAUGGACAGGACGGGACCUUCUCUUGACCAGAUGUCAAAUGAGAUUGCAAAUGAAGCUUUAAACUUCAUCUCUCAGUUUUUGUUGGAUCAUAAUCUCUAUGACAUUUGCUUAUCUUGGAGUCAACAGCUGUUGGAACUGGUUUUACAAGACGGUGCAGACACGUUUGGAGUUCCAGUGGAACUGAAGACAGAGAUCUUGUACAACUUACAAGACGCGUGUUCUACGAUGGAUCCACCUGAAGACUGGGAAGGUCCUGCGCCGGAACAGCUCGUGGUGCAGUUGGCAUCAGUUUGGGAAAUCGAUCUCCAACAGUUUGACAAGUAAACAUGAGCUUGUGAUCAGAGCUUUAACUUGAGUACUGUUGUUGUUUAUAAUUUUAGUACAGACAUGAUUCGAC